AUGAAAAAAUUUGGUUAUUAUUCGGUCUUAACAAAGGAGUCCCGUUGGCCGGUGUUUUAUCAAAUAUUACUGCGGUUCAUCAUAUGGGAAGAAUUACAUAGAUAUGAAGUGAGGCAACGGUUCGGCGUGACAGAGUUUAUGGAACCAAAGAAAGUACUGCGAAGUAAUUUUAGGAUGACGCAGGUGACUGUCGAAGUGUGA
This is a messenger RNA of Parnassius apollo (apollo), 201 nucleotides long. NCBI's taxonomy places the organism in Eukaryota, Metazoa, Arthropoda, Insecta, Lepidoptera, Papilionidae. The record is from the annotation of a GenBank genome assembly.